Molecule: messenger RNA, 625 nt
Organism: Exophiala oligosperma
Lineage: Eukaryota; Fungi; Ascomycota; Eurotiomycetes; Chaetothyriales; Herpotrichiellaceae
Exons: 2
Coding region: 248-595 (115 amino acids)
Source: RefSeq, a predicted model, not a curated record
UCCAUCCACCACGAUCAUCAGAACUUGAAAAUAAACUUAGUACUCAAAUUACAAUACGCAAAAUCUCUCAAUAUGGCAUGCGGCUGUGGACCUGGAGGCGAGAAAUGUCCCUGCAAUGGGCCAAAAUCUUGCACCUGCUCCCAGAACUGUCAAUGCAAGGAUUGUGGGAAAUGAAAGGAUGUUCUCAACGAAGUGAUUGCUGAGAGAUGUGGACUUGCAAAGCAGAGAUACGUUGGUCGCUUUUGCUAUGAAGCAGCACCGCAGAGAUGGAGGGGAGGAAAGAAGAUGCCGUUUUAUUCACAGAAAAUUCCCCCAGAACACUUACUCUACACUCAUUAGCAUCCUUACUCCCAUCAUUAGUAUAAAUGAUAGUGGUUGUAAGGUCCUGAAAAUCAUCAAAACUUUAUGUGAAGCCGAAUUUCACUUCUGGAUGAAUGAAAUGCUUCCGUACACCACAAUUCAUACCACAAACCACAUCUUUGGCGUAGCUUUGCCGGCUGGCUGCCGGCCAAUUUUGUGCGGCUGCCAUUGCAAUGGCCUGGAUAUACUGGCGUCGCGUCACGGUUGUUGUAACAUUGCUGAUAUUACUGAUUAGGAUUAAGUGCACACCAGGAAUGGUAAGCUU